CAGUAUAGAAGUCUAUUUAACUUCUAUUGCCAGGAAUAUCGUAGUUCCAAUCGUUUCUAUCAGUUAAAGUGGUAUAGUACUUUCAUCAAAAAGCGGCUCAAGUAGAGUGUAAUCCACACUGCCUGGAACAUCGGAUAUUCUAUCAGGGAUAACACAGUGUCCGUAGCCGCCACAAGACCAAGGAGAAAGCUCCCUUAACCUCACGGCAGUGGGCGUAGCAAUUUAUCUAGCCACAAUGUCAUUAGAGUCAUUAGAUGUAACAUUAAAUUCAGUACAUCAGAUGGCGUCGUUCUCACAAACAAGCCAUCCUUCGGAUUCGGUUGAGUAUUGAACAGUAGGUGGACUUUUGAAGCGCCGUCCACCAGACCACAUCACAAUAUAUUAUUAUAGGUCUGACAACUGCAGUAUAUACCCAAUGAACGACAUGCGGUCUAAUCCCCCAAAUUUUGGCAAUGGCUCUCUUACCCAGAUUCACCCUAUUUCACCAUGUACAGUGAUGAUGACCCAUCCGUAAUGAUGGACUACGAUUUUAAAGAUUUGAAUUCGAUCAAUCGCGCUACUGGUGAAACCAGAAGAGCAAACUUGGGCUUGGAUUUGGGUGGCGAUAUAGGAACGGAUGGUGUCUCAUCACUGCUGGCUGCAUCCUCGCCGGGGCAUGGUGGAGGUCUCAUCAGUGGCGUUAACAGUGCCGAUAUUGCCGUCGUUGGUGGCGGCGGUCGCACGAACUUCGGCAGCAAUGGUCGAAUGUACUGGCGUUGUUACUUUAAUGCAGUCAGCUGCUUCUAAAUCUUCAUCAGCUCCAAGCACAUUUCCUCGUGGACAUCUGUAAAUUACGUAUCCAAAUUCCAUUCCAUCCCAUGAUCAAGUUAAAUUAAACCCAUACUAAAUCAUCAUCAUAAUAAAUUAUCACCUCAACUUUGAUGAAGCUCACAAAUCCUUUCAAAUUAUCAGACGUGUGUGUGUGUGUCUAUGUGUUCGAUUUUCUAUU
Messenger RNA from Stomoxys calcitrans (stable fly), 988 nucleotides. RefSeq lists its product as uncharacterized. Bases 487 to 786 code for a protein of 99 amino acids. The record is from RefSeq and is a predicted model, not a curated record. The transcript is spliced from 3 exons. Lineage: Eukaryota; Metazoa; Arthropoda; Insecta; Diptera; Muscidae.